ACAGUUACCUUCAACACGGCAAUUGUUUGCUCCCACCCUUCACCCUCCCACCGAGUUCUUCCACUGAGCAUCCAUCCUCUUUGGUCCGAGGUUAUUUUGUCGAGAGGUUCGUGUAAUCUUCUCACUGUCCCACUUUGAACGCAGACGACAUUCGUCAGCUCAACGGCGCAUGCGCCAACGACUGACGGCAAGUCAGGGGCUGGAGGUCUCCCACCCUUACCUCCCAACUCUCCUGCCCGGUAUUUCCCUCGUCAACCACUCUCGUUCGCUCGGUGUUUAUUAUCCCUGUCGCGGCAGACGAAUUGUGGGGGUGAGGGAGGGCUACAGGUAGAGUAGUGUGUCGUCUGGGGCGUCGGCCUUUCGUCGAACAUGCCCUGUGUAGCGUGUCUUUGCCACCGCAAGAGGAAGGACUGUACACCUGUGAUCAGGUAGCCACCGCUGCUGACGAGUGGUGCUCGAUAGAGUUCUGUUACUGAAGAUUACGUGAUUCCAAGGUGUUUAAACUUCUCGUACUGGAUACUUUGACCAGGCCUUGUUACCUGGCGAAGUUCGCUUACCUGGCCUGUGUUUUUCUUGUACCCAGCAAGGCUAAAUAUCCUGAUCCAAACACCAGUGCAGGAACACCUGUUGUGUGGUGUGCGUUCAGAAGGACAACAAACCAAACGUGUUCCGGGUAUCUAUUACAAUGGAGUUGCUGUGAAUCAACUUCUUUUUUCAAUGAGUGAUGGGGGGAUGAUGCAUGGCGAUGUCCGUAAGCAGCAGCCGGCCGGAGACGGCAAGCCUUGGUCCCGACAGUCAACAGUUGGCUCCCCAUGGGUCUCUCGUCGGAUCAACCCGCUCCUACUUCAGGGAAUCAGGGCAGCAGGCGAGCACCACCUUCAGCAGGAGUUACCGCAGUAGCAACGCGUGGUGGAGCGUCGGGGAGUACAUGAACCCUGGUCUGACCCUGACUCACCAGAGCGUGGGGCUGACCCUGACGCAAGACAACGACGACAUCUGGGACCUCUCGGACUCCCUGGCUGACCUGUACAAGGAAGUCAACCGCCGGGACAAGAGCGCCCCCUUGCGGCAGAAUUCGUCCGAUUCACGUCAACAGGAGAACGGCGGCGGUGGGAAGGCAACGGUGGACGUGGCCCGAUGGAUCAUGGAAGACACAAGCCACGGGAUUAUACGGGUGUUCAUGUCGGAUUCGGAUGUCAACAGAGUUGUUCCCUGCACACUGUCCACACCGGCCCAGAAGAUCUGCGCACAGAUGGGGAUCCCCAACAACUCCCUGCAUGUGCAGUUCAACGGGGACAUCAUUCGACGUAUGGAGGCCUUCGACUGCCCCUUGGCUGUGCAGAACGAGUACCUGGCUAGCAUCGGGUACUCCGACUUGCGGCGGGUGCAGGAGGAAGGGUCCAAAGAAGACCUGCAGUACCUGGUCAAGUUUUAUGCUGGCAAACCUGUCUCCGACAGUACUUAUUCUCGCAAUCAGCUGACAAGUUAUGUGUACAUCCGCAAGGGGAAACUGCUCCACCAGUGGGUCCGGCGUCUCUGUGUCAUCUCAGGAACCCGGCUGCUUAUUUACAGAGGUAACAAGAAGGGAGCCAAGCCCACCGUGGUGCAGCUAGCCAAAGGGUCCGUGGAGGAGGUGCAGAUCAAAGGUCAAGUGAAUGUCCUGAAGUUGACAUCAACUCUUCAAGAGAGGUCAUUGUACAUGUCCUUCGCUACACAAUCCGACUACAGCAAAUGGCUGAAAAAGGCCCGAAAAGCGACAUCUAAGCUUCCAACCAAAGCCGACCUGUCCGGCUGCCACCUGGAGUUCCUUCCAGAGACGGUCUUCAUCAACGAGGAUCUCGAGGUGCUUGUCUUACGACACAACGUCCUGCGCGAAAGACCCAUUGAGGAGGACAUCUACACCAUCGGCUGGCUCGACGACCUUCCCCGCUUCGGGACUCUGCGCAGCCUCAACCUCGCUGACAACGACCUGCGAGUGUUCCCUCUGGCUCUGUGUCUCAUCAAAACACUGACAGAGCUAAACCUGGCCACCAACAAGCUUGAGGACGUCCCUCCACAGAUUGCGGAGCUUACAAAUCUUCAGAUACUUCACAUUCAUAACAACAAGUUGUCCUCAUUGCCGGAGGAACUUUCGACCUUAAAGAAUCUUGCCGUCAUAGUUCUCGCAUUUAACCACUUCAGUGCCAUCCCUAGUGUUCUCCUGCAGUCGCAGCAUGCCAGCUACCAGAUCGAUAGCAUCAUCAUGGCCGGGAACCAAGUGUCUCGCCUCCCAACUGAACUCCUCCUGUUCAUGAACCACAUCAAGAAGAUCGACCUUCGAAUGAACAAACUUCAGCUUCUGCCCACAGAAACCGCCAAGUUCCACUCCCUGGAGCACGUGACACAUUUAGACAUCCGCGACAACGGGGUGGUCGAUCUUGACAUCAGAGCAAUUCGCUGUAUAGAAUACCUCAACUGUGACCGCAAUGGCAUGAAGAGUCUGCAGGUGAACGGCACUUCCUUGAAAAAUCUCUUUGCUUCUCACAACAAUCUGGAAACAUUGUUCAUCAACCCCAAACCUGAAUGGCUUGACAACAACAAGCUGUCUGCUCUCCCUUCGUGGGUUGGGGACUGCUUCUUUUUGGUCAAACUGGAUGUCAGUCACAACUGCUUGACGUCACUUCCGGACAAGUUGUUUACUGAUGCCCGAAAGCUGAAGGUGCUGAAGGCGAACCACAACCAGUUGUCGUCGCUACCAGAGUCUGUGCAGAACUGUAUCAUCGAGGAAAUGCAUCUGGAGCAUAACGACAUACGGGUCCUGUCUCCUGAAUUCUUCCUUCAGACCAGCAAGCUUCGCUAUCUGAACAUGACUCGCAACCGGCUGUGUGACAUUCCUGUCCCCAACUUGAACGACUCUUUCAACAAGCUGCAGGAGCUGUACCUGUCUUUUAACAACCUCGGCAACUCGGCUGUCACCAAGGUGUGCUGCUUUCCUCGACUGCGGGUGCUGCACCUGGCCGGCAACAAAAUUUCCGUCAUUGAGGAGAGGGAUCUGGAAAAAUUGACGCAACUGCUGGAGCUGAAUGUGUCCAGUAACAUGUUGACAUAUCUCCCCUCUUGUCUCGGCCGUCACCCCCAUCUGCAGGUUCUCCGUGCCAGCUGCAACUUGUUACAGGAGUUGCCUUCUUUCAAGAAUUCUUCAGCUUUAAAGGUCUUGGAGGUGAGCUCCAAUCACCUGCAAAACCUAAGUAUGAGCAACCUGGUGGCAUCGCAAGUGAACCUGCUAGAUAUUUCCGGUAACCCUAACCUCCUGGUGUCGUCCCAUGACCUCGACGGCGUGAAGAAAUCAAAGCGGCUUUGUAUGAUGGACAUGCGCGGUCAGAACUGGUCACUUCAGGACCUGAGGACAAUUGACGAACCUAUCAACACACAUCCCUGGAUGAGCGGCGUGUCUCAGACCUCCGGCAUAAGGAAUAAGCUGUCGGUGGCCAUCUUGAACAAACCGACUUUGAAGGAGGAUGGCCAAGCUUUCUUCGCUGUUGUCGAUGGUGGUCGGAACGACGAGGUCGCUAAGGUGCUGGCCGACUCGCUGGUGUCGACGUUGCAGUCUGAGCAGUCUCAUCCUCACACGCACAGCGAGUACAUGAAGUACACCUUGCUGGCAGCCCACAAAAUUCACUGCAAGCUGAAGGACCUGGGUCAGAAGAUCGGUGCAGCGGCCGCCCUCGUGCACAUCAGACGUCGGGACAAGCACACCGCCAGCGGUCAGCCCGGCAAAGGAAAGCGCGACUCGCUAGGGCGGGGGGAGUGGGUGGUGCGCGUGGCCAACGUGGGUGACACGGAGGUGGUGCUGUGUCGUCAUGGUCGUGCGCUGGCCCUCACGCGCCGCUUUGAUGUCGGCGCCGACGCUGAGGAGUGUCAGCGCGUGGUGACGUCAGGUGGAAUCGUCACGGAGGACGGGCGUGUCAACGGCGUGACGUUCAACUCAAGGCUACUGGGCAGCAGCUAUCUCUUUCCACACGUGAUUCCUGAUCCACACACGGCGGAGCGCACUCUGGGCCCCUCAGAUCGCUUCCUCAUCCUGGCCAACCAGGGGCUGUGGAAGGCGGUGUCGCACGAGGAGGCCGUGCGUGAGGUUAAGGACAUCUCCGACCCCGUGGUAGCAGCCAAGCGCCUGCAGGACCUGGCACAGGGCUACGGCUCGCGGGAGAACGUUGCUGUGGUCGUCGUGCGACUGAUGCUGUCCGAGGCGGAGUGGCUGCGCGUGCGGGAGUCCCUGGUGGCACAGCGGGAAGCCAGAAUGAGCUCUUGCGCGUGCGGAGGUAGGUCAUCAGAGCAGCCACAGCCACAGGCUCAACGCCCUGUGGACCACUUAGAUCCGCAGCGGGAGGAACAGGGUGCAAUGCUUCAGGGCAAAGCCAAAAGCGUGCCGGGUACGUCCAAACGCUACCGUAAGAAGGACGACCCGGGCAACUUGGAGUCGCUUCUCAGCAAGCGCCUGGCGGACGAGGUAAAGAGCAAGGAAUUAAAGCACGCUUUCCUUGCUCAAGAUGACGAUGACCAGAACGCCGAUGACAACGUCAUCGACUUUAGCCAGCACGGCGUGCCCAGCCGAUCGGUGGAGGCGAAGCACAGAAAGGAGCUACACGAAGGAGUGGAUGGGUGGGCCAGAACCAUGCAGGAGCGGCUGGCGCAGGAAGUGAAGCAACGAGAAAUCCAUCGCGGAGACGGGGUGACCAUCUCGGGUGGUGGUGGUGGCGGUGGCAGCGGCGGCGACAAGAGGCACGGCCUGCUGAAAAGCGACUCACCAGACGUCGUGCUGGCUCACAAACUCCCGGCAGCGGCAGCGGCGGCGUCGGCACCAAAACUUUCAAAAGCCACCUCCAGUGUUCAACGCACCAUCGACCGUGACGCCAUUUUCUUUCAUCACAUGCAGAUGGCACGUGCGCAGAGUGGCAGCAACGCCAGUCUGACGUCGAUUCAAUCCGACCCCAUGUACGCCUCUGUGCGGGAGGUGUUCCACCCAGCCCCCCAGACCUCCUCCCGCAGCAUCGAGGUGUUGGUGAACACCCUUCGCUUCACCGCCGGACCCUCGGGUCCGACGAUGGGGAAGACGUCGAUUCCCGCCAUUUGGAUUUCGAGGAUGAAGACUACAGCGAAGGCGAUUUGACUGACAGCACGUGCACGCUAGUAAACGAGGAGGCGGCGGAGAGCUUUGACGUCACCAUCGAGGCGCUGCACGUCGACAAUGCUGGAGAAGGGCGACGCUGGCGCAGCGGAUAUGAUGUCACGGAUGCCAGCCAAGUCGAGGCGACUGUGACGAAGCUCCCCAGACAUGCGCACUUGGCUUCUAUGCGCAGCGGGGACAUACAGGAACUGACUCCCACAGGCGACACGUGCAAUAACGAUUUUCCGCCGGGUUACCCCCUGUCGGGUGGCUGUCAACGUCAAACUCCUCCAUACGACCCACCACCCCACAACCGUUUGCACUUCCUCCUCCUCCACCACCACUACCGCCACCACCACAAUUUGUAGAUCCUGAUCAAGCGCCGCUGUCGUCAAGUCACAGGAGCAUUAUAAUUACUUAUCUGUAAGUGGCCACGACAUCACAGAGAAAAAAAUAAAACCGUUGAAAGACAGUAAAGCACUUUGAACACCGAUCUCUUUUUUUCAUAGCACCGUUCUCUGUUCCAGUCUAUCCCCACUCCUGCUCUUUUUCCUUCCUGCCUUCGUUUUGUCACAAUUCAUCUCCACCUCCUCUUUCCUUCCAGCACCUAUCUGAAGACACAAAAUUGUAUGAAAUGUGCGUUUCAGUUAACGAACGGUGCUAGUGAUCUUUAGUCUUGAUGAUCUUGCUUUUACCAGAGUAACCCAUCGAACAAAUUUUACAUUGUUCAAAAUAAAAAUUCUUUUGUUUGUUGAAAUACUUAUCUUUUGAAUCUGCUUUGAUAAAUAUUUUUCCAUAGUUACCUUGAAACAAAGCACUCAAGACUUUGAACAGAGUUGAAUGCAACCCGUGAUAAUGUUAUGUGUGUAAUUGUAAAUAUUCUUUGGUGUGUACUCGCCUGCUUAUCAAAGCAGCUUCCCAAGCUGCAAAAAAGUCUUAGUUAUCUGUGCAAUCCUGUUUCUGGGAAAUAAAGAGAAAACGAAUAGA
Messenger RNA from Pomacea canaliculata, 6133 nucleotides. RefSeq names its product PH domain leucine-rich repeat-containing protein phosphatase 2-like. Gene Ontology annotation, molecular function: protein binding. NCBI's taxonomy places the organism in Eukaryota, Metazoa, Mollusca, Gastropoda, Architaenioglossa, Ampullariidae. The record is from RefSeq and is a predicted model, not a curated record.